AUGGCUGCAACUUGCUUCGGGAUGCCGACAAUUUCAUCGGUGAGCCCAGUUGCUAGAAGGGCUGAUGAUACAAGCCAGAUUUGCGUGUCGCCUUGCAAAAGGAAUUUGAAAUUCGUAGUUAGAAGUGUUGCUGAGGACGAUAAGGUGAAAGAGGUAGCACAAGCAGAGGCUUCACCCAAGCCUACUUCUCCCCCUAAGCCCAAGGUGAGCACCGGCUUCUCGGAUGUGCUGGCAUUCAGCGGGCCGGGCCCUGAGAGGAUCAACGGGCGGUUAGCCAUGAUCGGGUUUGUGGCAGCCAUGGGAGUGGAGCUGGCUAACGGGCAGGAUAUCUUCUCGCAGGUACAGAACGGUGGGUUCCCCUGGUUCUUGGGCACGAGUGUGCUGCUGUCACUCGCGUCCUUAAUCCCGAUGUUCAGAGGCGUGUCGGCCGAGUCGAAAUCUGGGAAUUUGAUGACUUCAGACGCUGAGCUGUGGAACGGGAGGUUUGCUAUGCUGGGUUUGGUGGCUCUUGCUUUUACAGAGUUUGUGAAAGGCGGCGCUCUUGUGUGA
This is a messenger RNA of Striga hermonthica, 549 nucleotides long. The record is from the annotation of a GenBank genome assembly. Lineage: Eukaryota; Viridiplantae; Streptophyta; Magnoliopsida; Lamiales; Orobanchaceae.